Messenger RNA from Amblyraja radiata (thorny skate), 1078 nucleotides. RefSeq names its product cysteinyl leukotriene receptor 3 (gene cysltr3). Gene Ontology annotation, cellular component: plasma membrane. The transcript has a single exon. Bases 1 to 996 code for a protein of 331 amino acids. Gene Ontology annotation, biological process: G protein-coupled receptor signaling pathway. Gene Ontology annotation, molecular function: G protein-coupled receptor activity. Lineage: Eukaryota; Metazoa; Chordata; Chondrichthyes; Rajiformes; Rajidae. The record is from RefSeq and is a predicted model, not a curated record.
AUGCUUGGUGGCCACAACUGGACAAACAGUUGCCGUAUAGAUGAGUACAAGAGGCCGGUGUUUGUGGGGGUGUACAGUGUGGUUCUGGCGGUGGGCCUGGUGUGUAAUACGGCCGCUCUCUACGUGUUUGUGGGGCUGACCAGGCGCAAGACCGCCAGCACCAUCUUCAUGACCAACAUGGCCAUGUCCGACCUGUUCUUCAACCUGACCCUGCCUUACCGCAUCGCCUACUACUGGCAAAACCACUGGACACUGGGCACCUUCCUGUGCCGACUCAGCACCUACGCCUUCUACCUCAACCUGUACGCCAGCAUUUACUUCCUGACCGCUCUCAGUGUCUUCCGCUACGUGGCCAUCCUGCACCCGGUCCGAGCCAAGACUCUGGUCAGCGUCCGGCGAGCUUGGGCCGCCUGCCUGGGCAUCUGGCUGUUUGUCGGCCUGAGUUCGGCCCCCUUCCUGCGAGCCUCACCCCACAUGCGGCAAGGGAGGAUGCGUUGCUUCGAACCCCACUCCAUGUCUUGGGGUCAGAUCCUGAAGAUGAAUUACAUGGCCUUGGUCCUGGGAUUCCUGCUGCCGUUCCUGACCAUCGUGGCUUGUUAUGGCCGUAUCGUGGUGCGCCUCUGGUCACCCAACUACCAGCUGCAGAGGUCAGCUCGUUCCUCCCGCAAACCCAUCUCCAUGAUCUUAAUUGUCCUCUCCUCCUUCCUCUUCUGCUUCCUCCCCUACCAUGUGGCCCGGACUGUCCACCUCCACCUCAUGGCUCAAGGCCGACAGUGUCAACAUCAAACACUGCUGGUCCACAAGGCCAUCGUGGCCACACUGUGCCUGGCCGCGGCCAAUAGCUGCCUCAACCCCCUCCUCUACUACUUUGUGGGGGAGAACUUCCGCAGGUUGGUCAAGAGUUCGUUGACCUUCCGCAUCCGUGGCCACUCGGCCCGAUCCAUCUCCUCCUAUCCCCUGCGGACAGCCACCACUGUCGUUCCCGAAGCACCCUGACCCAGUGGGCAGUUAGUGUCUCCAUCCACUCCGGCCACUGCCCACUGUAGACACUGCCCACUCCGGCCACUGACCACACCGG